Molecule: messenger RNA, 1155 nt
Organism: Guyanagaster necrorhizus
Lineage: Eukaryota; Fungi; Basidiomycota; Agaricomycetes; Agaricales; Physalacriaceae
Product: S-adenosyl-L-methionine-dependent methyltransferase
Exons: 3
Coding region: 119-1006 (295 amino acids)
Source: RefSeq, a predicted model, not a curated record
CUCAUUAUUGUGCUGUGACGCUUGUCAGAUCCAAGUCCGAUCUCCUGUUGAUUCCGCCUCCAGAUAAAUUGCAUCUUCCUGUCGUAGUUCCACCAUCCAGAUAUCCACACUCCAAAUCAUGGCCACUGUUGUACUCAAAGAAGUAACUGCUUUGAAGCCCAUUGAACAUAUUUCACGAACGUUUCAUAAUUUUCCAGGAUCAAAAUAUGUCCUACCUGCCGACGCCGCAGAGCACGAAAGGCUUUUAUUGCAGCAUAAAGUUCUCAAUCGCGCCUUCCAAAAUCGACUGGUCUUAGCUCCCGUCAAUCUAGACAAAGCCCAAUUCGUCCUCGACUCCGGGACAGGUGCAGGAGUUUGGCUUACCGACCUUUCUCUACGAAUUUCCCCGUCUUCCAUCCUCCACGGUAUUGACAUUGAGGGACGUCUUUUCCCAUCUGGUCCCGCAGGCAUUGUGUCAUUCUCCAUCAACUCCGUUACGAACUUACCGCCAGAGUGGAGCGGUCGCUUCGAUUUGGUUCACCAGCGCUUACUCCUCGCUGCGCUCACUAACGUUGAAUGGCCAAAGGCCGUAGAAGAGAUGUUUAAAGCCCUGAGACCGGGUGGGUGGAUUCAACUCGGUGAAGCUGGACCGUGGCAUGCCGGCGAGAACAAUGCAAAGCUCGUAGAGCUGAUCAGGACCCUAUUCGUGUCGCGGGGAUUACUUUUGGAUAUUGCUAAUGAUUUGCCGAACCUCUUGAAGGAGGCAGGAUUCAUCAAUAUUGUCAUCCAGGCGCAGGAUAUCCCUUUGGGAGCGUGGGCCGGCGAAGAAGGUUGCGAGGGAAGAGAUAACUUCAUGGGAGUCUUCAGGGGGAUGAAGACGCCCAUAUUAAGGUCUGGAGGACUUGGAAUUGUGGAUUCGGAGGCUGCGUUAGACAAAAUUUAUGACGCGGCCGAGCAAGAGUGGAACGAGCAUCAUGGUGCUACGUUGACGUUCUACAUCGCAUACGCUCAGAAGCCCUUCGAUUAAAAUUUAACUGAUAGCUAGUGAGAAGUACCAUUGCAUGGUUUCUCAAUCUAGAUGUGCCAUUAGGGUCCCGAAAGAGUCGGAAAGGCAACAGAACAAUAGAGAAUAAGAAUAGUGUAUCCGGGAGUUUCGAGCAGUCCGGUGACGCCAGU